Molecule: messenger RNA, 6940 nt
Organism: Oreochromis niloticus (Nile tilapia)
Lineage: Eukaryota; Metazoa; Chordata; Actinopteri; Cichliformes; Cichlidae
Gene: sh2b3
Product: SH2B adaptor protein 3
Exons: 8
Coding region: 420-2591 (723 amino acids)
Biological process (GO): intracellular signal transduction
Cellular component (GO): plasma membrane
Molecular function (GO): transmembrane receptor protein tyrosine kinase adaptor activity
Source: RefSeq, a predicted model, not a curated record
CUUAACACGGACACAGUCUUAUUUUGAAAAUACAAGUACGGAAGUAAGUUUAAUCGCGAACGCUCACUGGACCGCCACACUCUUUUUUCUUUUUUUUGACGGAAAUGAGGGCUAACCAUUUUUUUCCGCGUCAAGUUCGUGGCUGAAAGUUUUCUUCUUCUUUCUUUUUUCCCCCCUUUUGCGGAGGACCAGUCGCAUGCAGUCACAAUGAAGGAGAAAGCGAAGGACUUUUUAUCGCACGGCUUCUCCUCCGGUGUCCACUUCACGUUGCUCUUCACUGACGUCGUUUAGACUUACUUUAAUGCACAACACAUUUCCGUUAUGCGAAGUCCAACUUGUUGGUUAGUCGUCGUGCUGCGGUGGGUGCCCAUCCGAGAUAACGGAGAACGUGAUGAUUCUCAUCCACUCUGGUUACUGCAAUGAAUGGUAACACUAUCCAUCCAGCCAACACCACAACAGCAGCAGGCCAAGGUGUGGCAGUUGCCCAAAAAGGCUGGACGGAAUUCUGCGAGCUGCAUGCCAUCGCCGCAGCCCAGGAGCUGGCCCGGCACUACCGGAGUUUUGCCAGAGAACGACCACAGCAUGACGUGCUUCCACCAGAGACCUUUUCAAAGCAGUUUACCGACCUCUUCCAGCAACACUUCUGCUGUGAGGUCGACAAAGACGGCACGCCACUUGGUCAGAACACAAGCUCUGCCGCCUCCGGUAGCGCUUCCUCAUCGUCUCCAGUGGUCCUUCGUUCUCAGCCUGUAAUCACUCGAGUGCGGACUUUGCCUCGGGUGCAGGACUAUCGGGAGACUGGCAGACCAAAUGGAGGAGCUGCUCCACUGACUGCGUCACCGAAAGUGGAGCCGGUGGUGUUGAGCCGGGAGCAGGAGCUGCCACUGAGAUGCGCUGCGGGAAACUCCUUUUCAGGAUCUCGCACAAUUGGCAGCGGGACACUGGUGAUUCAUAGCCAUAGCAACGAGGAGAUCUCUGGCACAGAUCAUCGCCAGGUAUCUGAACGGUACUCUUCUGACUCUUUAACCUCGAACCCUGAAAACUCAGAAGUCACACAUUUCUCUUUCAGCCAAAUCCGGAAGUCUGUAAAUAAGCUUUUAAAGAAAUCACCCCAAACCAGUCCGCGCUCAUCCCGGGACCUCACUCCUAGGAACCCCACCACCACCAACAGUAAUCUUCCAAAUAAUGGUGACAGAGUGGGUGCAAUUUCCUCCAUCAACGAAGAGGUGUCAUCCUCUUCUUCCCACUCCUCUGAAGCCACACCCACAGCUGCUUCACACCGUCCUGGAAUGAAGGAGCUGAUCAUGGCUCCUUUCAUUAGGUUUCGCAGUAAAAGGCAGAGGCGAUCCGAGGCGAGCGGCUGCUGUAAAGAGGGCCAGUUGAGGUACUUUCUGGUGGACGAAACUGUUUCAGACUCACAGCCCCGCUGGCAGCGUUGCCACCUGCUGGUCAGGAGGAUCAGAGACAUUCAAGGAGGAAGAGGAGCAGGGGAAAGUUACCAGUUGGAGCUCUAUGAUCCUCCAAAGGCCUCCAGUCCCAAGUUGACGACUCACUGCUCAGAUAUCCAAGAGGUCCGGCGUUGCAACCGGCUGGAGAUGCCUGACAAUUUUAACACGUUUGUUUUAAAGGUUAAUCGAGGUAGCCUGAUAUUUGAGACGGACAACGAGCAGCAGGUCAGCUCCUGGACCACAGAGCUAAAAGAGUGCAUCAGCAGCAGGUCAGUCAGCGUGGAUCUGGAGCCCCUCCCUUCCCCGCCUGACACUUCUGCCCCAGCCAAUCACAGAGGGAGCUCAGAGCCAGAAAGUCAGAGUCAGCCUCCUGUCACCUUCACCCUGCCAGAGCAGGCAAUCCAGAAGACAGAUCACUUCCUGUUCUCCUACCCCUGGUUCCAUGGACCCAUCUCUCGCGUCAAGGCGGCCCACCUGGUUCAGAGCUCUGGGCCAGAGGGACAUGGGGUGUUUCUGGUCCGGCAGAGUGAGACACGCAGGGGCGACUACGUCCUCACCUUCAACUACCAGGGAAAAGCAAAGCACCUGCGCCUCUCUUUGACAGAAUGGGGUCAGUGUAGGGUGCAGCACCUGCGCUUCCCAUCUGUUAUGGACAUGCUCAGUCAUUUCAGACUCUUCCCUAUCCCACUGGAGUGUGGAGCCGCCGGUGCUGUCACUCUGUCCCGCUUCGUAGUGGCGGGCUCCACCCCGCCUUCACAGGGUCAGCUCUCAGGCGCUUUCCUCGUCCCGUUCUCCCUCCAUCGCUGGAGCUCUGAGCCCAGCUUGGCUCACUGCAGCCUGGCUCGCAGCUCCAGCCAGCCCCCUUCCUCCUGCUCCACCAACACCACGGCCAGCACCAGCUUUUCCACUUCCAGCUCCUUUUCCCAGUCUGGAAUCCAUUCUUUUACCCGCACCGGCAUGGUCCCUGAGCCCACGCUGUCAGCCCCGCCUCCACUCCGCCGGAGCGAGUCAGUGGGAAGGAGGAACCUGCUACGCCACCCCAGCACCCACGCUCCCAUCAUCCCUCAGCGGGACUCAGACUAUGAGCUGGAACCUGACCGCGGUCGCAAGCGGGCAAUAGACAACCAGUACAUGUUGCUCUGACCCCGCUGAGUGGAACACCUGCAACACCUCUAAACGACAGCAGACACCUGUGAAGCUGACACACUCAGACACACACAAACACACUUGUGUUCGCUUGUCGUUCCCUCCCACAGGUAUAUAACCUGAUUGCAGCAGACUCAUGAACUUGAGUGAAGAAGUCUUUGUCUGAUGAAUGCAUACCACUGUGUAUGUGGAAACACACACAAACACUCGCUUUGUGCGUGUGUGUGUGUUUACCAGUGUCAGACCCUGACAUCCUCCACCCAGACUGUCCACAGUGAAUGUAUUUUCGGAGCUUUAUAACAGUGCUGAUUAUUAAUGUUGAGGUUCUCUGAGAGUGGGAGAGUCAAAUGACUAUUGACCUAAAGCCCAGGCAAAAAAUAGUUUUCUAUAUUUCUAUUCUGGUCAUUUUUAUAGAGGUGCACUUGUUUUCAUUUCUUUGGCACUUAACCUGAACUGAUGGGAAGGCACUCCCUGCAAAAUUGGUUAAUUUAAAAUAUUUAAAAGACAUUUACUCUCCACACAAAGUUUCCAGUGUGGAGCAAACUCCCACCUUUCUUUCUUUUUUUUGUACACAGACAAAGAGCGCUCAUUUUAGAGCAUUAUUACAUUAGAUAUUCUCCCACUUGUGCUUUAUUAUGUAUUGAAGUAUAACUUCAGUGCACUUUGAAAGCAAUGUGUAUUAUUUUCUAUGCACAGAUUCUUUUGUAAAAAAAUAAUAAUAAUAAUUUUUAUUUUUUUUUUACAGUGAAAAAGGGGAAACUUUUGUUACAUUUUGCUAAAAAUGGAUUGAGCACCGCUUCCACUCCUUCAAACUUACAGAGAAGAACGGAUUCAGAAUUAGAUUUUCAUCACCGCUCUUUCAUUUUUAACCCAAAUCUAAGUUUGAGUUGUGCAUCAUUGGAUGUGACCGUUGUAGUUUAUGUGAGAAUAAAGCAAGUGUGUGGUGUUAUGUUGAAUUUUCAUCACCUAAGGCAGUAAUACUCAACUUAUGGGCUAAAUCAGGGUCACUUUGAGUGUCAGCUGGACUAUCUACCCUUUCAGAUUUACUAAAGAAAAAGGAUAGACGAGGUUCCGGCUCUUUAAUUGUACCCAAAGCAGCUGCAGCUACAAUCCAGCUGCUGAAUGCCAUAAAAGAUAUUAUUUACUUGUAAUAUAGUCAGGUAUUUUAAAAAUAAACUAUUUUACAGGAGAGUAAAUUAUUACUGUUAAGUUUAUCUGAUAAAUAUUAAUGUUUAUUAACUGGCUCGUGGCAUCCGAUCACUUUUCAAAGGGACACCAGGUCAAAGCAAGUUGAGUAUCUCUGAUGCAAGGUACAAAAAGCAAAAACAAAGCACCACAGAAAUCAUCUCUGCCACAAAAUCAGAGAAGCUGGAGUGAUAAAGUAUCAAGAGAAUUUGAAUAUGUUGCCAUCCUGCAGCCCUGUACUGUGGGUUUAGAUGGUCUGUGGAUAUUAGUACAAGCACUUUUUAAGAGUUUGAAGUUUCAACUGAAUUAACGACACAAAAUUGUACUUCUGCUCUGGUUUAUAUGCUAUAAGAUGUGACGUGUAAACUUUUUCCUCCAUUGUCACAGGUUUACAGGCAUUUAAGAGCUCAUAAAACAACCUUUAACAGCAAUAACUCUGAGUCAUUGUUUUCUGGAUCGGUCUCGCUCAUAGUUGAGGAGCAAUUUUAUCCCACUCUUCUUUUGCGGGCACUCAUUGUGCACACCUCUGUUCAGGACCCACUGCAGUAUUUCAGGCUGCUGUGGUUGGGAUCGUCGUCCUGUUGCAUGACCCAGUUUCAGUCAAGCUUUAGCUUUCACACAGAUGGCCUUACAUUUGGCUCUAGAAUACUUUGGUAUAUGAAGGAGUUCCCGGUCGACUCAGUCGAUGCUUGAACGUUGGUGUGACAGCUUUGUGCAGGUAUGCUGAGAAGAGGCUGUCUCCUUCCAAACAAUUCAUACUUGUUCUGUCAUGGACUUUAACAUUAAGACAUGUUAAAUGUGCUAUGGAGGUGCUCACACUUGCAGAUCGAUCAAUUAAGUGCAUUUAAUUUGCAGCACUUGGUUGCUUCUUACUUUCUUAAUUACUAUGGAAACAAUAAGGGUCUUCUUAGUUUAUCUGCAUAGAGUAAUAGGUGAUUUAAGCGGUCUCUUUUUGUUUUUUCAGCAAUACCUUCACUGCAUUUUACUGAUUUUGUGGCAUGGAGCGAUUUACCAAAAUAAGACUUGGCACUCCAAUGUGAAUUUUGCACUCGUAUGUCAAAAAAACAAAGACAUGAACUUGAAUGGCUUCACUCCAAAGAGCACAACGGGGGGAAACUUUAUGUGCAGACCAAAACAAAGUAGGAAUUGAGUCAAAGUCGGGCAUUUAACACAAGUCUAAUUGAUUUAUCCUUCACGUUGUCUGGAGUCUCAACCUUUUUCCAAUCAGUUUUGCAUUGGGCUGUUAAUCUAGCAUUAAACCCUUAAUGCUCUGGAAAAACUGAGGUGGCUCAGUUAAUAUUAACAUGUGCUUUCCUGAUUUGGGGGAGGAGCGUCAUGUUCUUAUCUGUAUUUUUUUACACUCACAGCAUUAAUUAUUUUUUAGUAUUUUCUGUGUAACUUCACCACAGCAGCUAAAAACCAAGGAAUGGCUGUGAAGUUAAUGUCUUUUUUUUUUUUACACUAUAUGUUAUUUGUAAUAGAAUUUGUAUGUUUAUAUCAUAGAGAAAGUUUGGUUUCAAUCAGCAAAGCUUUGAAAGUGUCCAAACGUGACAUGAGAUGUUAGACACCAGUGAUCGGACGCCGUUUCUCUGUCCUCCAGCUUCGUGUUUUUGUGCACUUAAACUGGAUUUAAUCGAUAACAUAAGGUGCCUUGUGAGUUUGUCAUCAUAGCUUUUGUAAGGCUUAUCCCACCAGUUGAAAGUGCACCGACUAUGCCAGGUGUCAACUCAGGUGUAAAUUUUAUUGCUGUGAGCUGAUUUAAAAAAAAAUUCUCAUUCCACCAUGUUGAGUUUCUUCAGCGUCAAGGGCGUCUAAAGAGCUGAUUUUUACCCCAGACUUUAUGGUGUUCUCGUUUUUCAAACGCCAAACAUGAAAUGUCAUGUUUUCUGUAAUUUUUACUUUAUUUUUAUUUUAAUAAUUGAAGCUUCAGUGCCACUAGCAGCAGAAUUUUUGGGGGAAUGGUGUUGUAGGACUUGUAUGUCUUCUAACCUUGCUUUAACACUAACUUUAGCAGAGGAUUUUAGGUUUACUUGCAGUAAAUCUGUGCUUAAUAUAUGGUUUAGAUAUGAUUCUGUUUGUCUCUCUGUCAUCUUAAUUAUUGCAGUUUGCUGGGGAGGUUUCUUUCCUUUUUUUAAAAUAAGAGAAAAAGAAAAAUGCAUAAAUGCAACUUGACUCCCUCCUUGUCACGAUCAGAGCGAGAUCAUUUUCAUUACUCCUCUAAUAACAAGUCAGCUUUGUCUACCGAAGGAAUAUUUGUUACAAUGGUUGUGUAGUUCUCUUUAAUGUAAUCAUCAUGAUAAAGACUGACAUCUUUCAAGGGGAACAAAAACAAGGAUGUUUUUGGCAAAAGUACGGUUGGUCUUCCUAACUUUUAUGUUGCUCAAAGUCAAAACAAAUCACCAUCUCCAUCAACACCUCUGUUUCUCUUCUGCUAAACGAAAGCAACGGUAACAGUAACUAUUUUUAUAAAACACCAGUCCCUUCUCUUUGCUGAUUUCCCUUUAAGGGAGAAUGACUGUGCCUUUUGCCAGAAAGCUGCUGUUGCUUUUCCCCUUUUUUGUUGUUGUUUUUUUUUCCUCUCCAGAGCUCAGGGUGUGAUUGUGUAGUGCAAUAUCUGAGAGACGCCCCGUGCUUCACACCGUCAUGUUUGUAGCUAGGGAGCGAUCAGAAGCUUGGAUGGAUGGCUUUCGGUGUUUGCACCUGGUCAUAGAUUGAAGUAAAAAAUAGUCGAUGACUGCCCAAGAUCCUGGGAAAACAUGCUAUGUUAGAAAAAAUAAACAGGGCUACCGCGUAUUUCUGUUGCUUCAUGGCUGAUAUUUGCAGGAAUCGAGAUAAUGCAAGAGAAAAUCCCCAUGUACCUCAGGGGUCUUUUAAUCUUUAACAUCUACUCCAGAAACGCCCCCACUCACCCCCCAAAUCCAUGUUUUAUUUUUUUAAUGUCCAGUAGAUGAAUGUAAUGUGUUCUCAAUACUGUUCAUCCUGUUUUUUUUUAACUCACCACUGUAAACAUUCCAGUUUAACUCAUCCCUUCUACAGCCAAUGAAAACCACCCUUGAAAAUCUGUCAUUGUGUUUGCAUCCCUUUGAGCAUCUAAAUUAUAUUAAAUAUAUAUCAACUGUAUAUUUGACCCAUUUUUUUAAAAUAAACCCAACCAAAAAAAA